AUGGAUCUCUUGUCCGCAUACGAGCAGUCUAUUGCCGAUGAAGUCGUUGCGGAUACAGAAGAACUCGAAGCGCGAAAAGAAAAGCUUCGCACCAGUGUAGAAAGUGCUCAUCUUGCAUACUCAGCUGCCGAGAAGCUCAACACUCGUCGUCGACUUGCUUUCCCCCGUGCAAUGUCCAUGAUGGAGCAGCUUCGUCUUCAGCGGGAAGAUGAUAUGGCCAAGGGCCGACCCGAAUUGUCACAAGAGUGGCACGACAUUCAAGUCAAACGACAAAAUCUGGAACCAUUGACGUCGGAGGAACAGAAGAAGUUUAACCGUCUUCGUCUGAGCCAGAUGACUCGCGUGAUACAAGGCGUUGAUAUUAUUUUCCUGACGUUAUCCUCUUCCGCAGAUGCUUUGAUUACGGAAAACAUCAAGCCGGACUUCCUCUACAUGGAUGAGGCAAGCCAGAUCACCGUUCCCUCCGCCUGUGUCGGCUUUCAACAUAAACCAUUGCACACGUUUGUCAUCGGCGAUCUCAUGCAACUCGGGACCAGCAGAGCUGGGAAAAAGGCCAACGCAGCUCACGGUUACACCUAUGUAUCGAUACUCGAGUAUCUCCACAUCAAGAAGGUGCUGGAAAUUCCCAGCAAGAUCCAAUACCGCGUUCCUCCGGAGAUCCUAAAGUUCGUCACGCCGAACUUCUAUCCAUCUGGUCUUAUUGCCCAUGAGUGCACGUUCAACGCCGCGGCAGAGGCGCAUCCGGCCCGUGUGGCUGUCAGAGCCUUUUCUCAACACCUUGGGUGCAAUUCACCCGAAAGGGGCAAGGGAGGCUUCAAUUUCCUGAUGAUUGAUGUCCCAGGCGGGGUUGGUAAACGGGAAGCCAACGGGCACUCCAAAGUCAAUUACGCGGAAGCUUGGUCUGCCGCUCAGACUAUAACCGACCUGCUGAACAGAGGCUGUCCGCUUACCGACAUCUGUGUCAUAAGAUAG
This is a messenger RNA of Capronia coronata CBS 617.96, 972 nucleotides long. RefSeq lists its product as uncharacterized. Lineage: Eukaryota; Fungi; Ascomycota; Eurotiomycetes; Chaetothyriales; Herpotrichiellaceae. The record is from RefSeq and is a predicted model, not a curated record. The transcript has a single exon. The coding region runs from base 1 to 972 and encodes 323 amino acids. Gene Ontology annotation, molecular function: helicase activity.